This is a messenger RNA of Truncatella angustata, 709 nucleotides long. RefSeq lists its product as uncharacterized. The record is from RefSeq and is a predicted model, not a curated record. The transcript has 2 exons. Bases 36 to 299 code for a protein of 87 amino acids. NCBI's taxonomy places the organism in Eukaryota, Fungi, Ascomycota, Sordariomycetes, Amphisphaeriales, Sporocadaceae.
AGUCAAUAUAAAACUGGAAUUCUGGAUCAUACAAAAUGUUUGCUAUCGUCAAGCACAUCUAUAUAUGUGCGUUGAGAAUUGUCGUGUUUUUGUUCGUUCUUCAUACUUCACCGCCAGGAUUUCUCUGGACAGUGGAGGUAGACUCAGCGACGAUUUACGUUGACUCUUUUUAUGAGAUAGAUCGAACUUUGCCAGCCUGCGUCAACAAUAUUACCUGUCACCACACUACGCACUACGAGGUGGGAAUAUACCGACCAGUUCCAGGCCUUGAUUUUGAGCUCAUAAUGAUGGGCUUCUGAUGCAGUAAAGACGCGAGAUUUACUUGACAGCCAUGGCCGAGCAAACUCUCGCUGGCCGUUGUGGCUAAAUAGUCACGAAGCAUUUUCGGUUCUACCGUAGGGGACGGUGAUUUUGCUAGGCACUGUAUGUACCGUAUUGUACUACAGGCACUAUGACAGUACGGAUAAAAGAAUACAGUACCCUGUGCUAGUUAGGUAUACGUUAUGUUAUCAAAGGGCUUGGCGUUCACGCGCGAUCCCACAUGGCCACAGUGCACGGAGAGCAUGCUGUACACUAAGGCGACGAGCUCUCGGAUCACCUAACUUGGGAAGUGGUGAUCCCGUGACUGAACCAGUGGGCAUAUACCCACUUUCUGUACCCCGAUAUUCUCUUUUGUGGACUUAGACUUCUAUAUACUACUUGACAGUAC